Messenger RNA from Oncorhynchus kisutch (coho salmon), 9870 nucleotides. Its product is annotated as NACHT, LRR and PYD domains-containing protein 1b allele 2-like. Lineage: Eukaryota; Metazoa; Chordata; Actinopteri; Salmoniformes; Salmonidae. The record is from RefSeq and is a predicted model, not a curated record. Gene Ontology annotation, biological process: regulation of apoptotic process. The coding region runs from base 141 to 1211 and encodes 356 amino acids. The transcript has 10 exons.
GAGACCAUGGAGGAGAGAGUUGGAUCAAGCCUGGACCUGAGAAAGGGAUUCCUCAGAGCUGUAAGACUUGUGACCAUGUUAAGGACUCCACACACUGGCUUCAGAUUGAACCCUUGACUUCCACUGUCCAGGGAGUGACAAUGUUCAGGCACAGGACACCCAAAGGGAGUUAUGAGUGCACAGUGUCUGGGCUCCGCUGGCUGUGUGAGAGAGAUGUCAUUCUGAAGUAUCACUUCAGGAACUGGGAACCCUACAGUCAACUUCUGAAAGACAUGCAGUACACACAAGGUGGUCCAUUGCUGGACAUCACUAUGGAGUUAGGUGAACUGAAGGAAGUUCAUCUGCCACACUUUGUCUGUUUAGGGACCAACCCUUCCCUGAGGAAUGAGAUGAAGAUUCUUCAUGUAGAGGAACAUGGAGUGUCUUUAGAGGAAGUGCAUGAGGUCACCAGAUUCCAUGCUAAGAUUCUCCAUCCCAAGUUCUCAGCUAUCGCUGUUAUACUGAGCUAUAUCUUUUCUUGGAUCGUAGAUGUCCACUGUGACGUGGUCCUCUACAUGGCAGUAAAAAAGUCAACAUUAAUUUCAAGGCUGUACCUGCUCCUCAGAAACUCCAGUCAGAAAGAGGCUGUUCGGGAACGGGAGAAAGAUCAGGUGUCCCAAGGAUAUUCAGAAUUUCUCCUGUCAAGUCCAAACGGGCCCUUAAAGAUGAACACUUGGUUUGCACUCAAGAAUCCACACUCUACUUCCAUCUAUCCAGAGAAGAUUCAGCUGUUACCUGCAAACACCACACCAAGCUGUUGUAAGAUGAUAAUGGGAAACACAGGGGUGGACAUUGAGAUGGAGUUAAUCGGGGAUGAUGAGAGGACAGUAUGGAAAUCAGUGGUAUCAAAAGAUGAAUACAGCAAAGACUCUCAUCCAACACCAUUAACACUCUCUGGGAUUCCUGCUGAGGAGUUUCUGAAGAAACAUAGGGCUGAACUCAUUCAGGGAGUCAAAAACCCAAUGCCAAUAGCAGAUGAUCUGUCGUCAAAGAGCAUGAUUGGUGAUGAAGAGUACUCCAGAAUAACAGCUGAAACAACUGAACAGGAGCGAAUGAGAAAACUACUGAAUGCAGUCCUCCCUAAAGGACCAGAAGUGAUGGGAGCUUGUCUCAAAGCUCUCAGGGAACAUGAACAACAUCUUGUUAAGUACUUGAGUGAAUCUAGCACCUAAUCUGAAGAUGCUGAGGCCUGUCUCCUAGUCUGUGGACAAAGACACUUCUCCACCUAAUCUGAAGAUGCUGAGGCCCGUCUCCUAGUCUGUGGACAAAGACACUUCUCCACCUAAUCUAAAGAUGCUGAGGCCUGUCUCCUAGUCUAUGGACAAAGACACUUCUCCACCUAAUCUGAAGAUGCUGAGGCCUGUCUCCUAGUCUGUGGAGAAAGACACUUCUCCACCUAAUCUGAAGAUGCUGAGGCCUGUCUCCUAGUCUAUGGACAAAGACACUUCUCCACCUAAUCUGAAGAUGCUGAGGCCUGUCUCCUAGUCUGUGGACAAAGACACUUAAAUGAUUUUAAAUUGUAAUGUUUGCUAUUCUUUAAACAUGUGUUUUAUUCAUGUGCUUCAGGGAGAGAUCCUGAUUGACAUGUGUACUAUGGUACAUUGAGUUGGGUCUGACCAGGGAGAGAUCCUGAUUGGUUUGAACCUUUCCAGCUCAUUUCAGAUUGACUUCGAGUGUCUCUGUGUGGAAGAAUUUCCACAACAUGAUUUUGAAAACGCAAUUAAGGGUAUGAACUGGAAUGAUCUCUUGUCCUAUACAGAUGGGGAAGCUGAUAGUCAUGCUAGUCAAAGAUACACACCACCACGUUGACAUCUUGACGAAAGACCUUCCUUAGAUUCUUUACGGGAUUACAACUCACUCUGUCUGAAUGAAAUGAGGAAAUGGACUCACUAAAGGGGGAUAGCUGAGAGGGCAGAGAAGGCACGUGACAUCAUCGACAUGGUGUUGAGAAAAGGAACCGAGUCAAAGUUCCAGGAUGAUCAACCUUCUUGGGGAGAUGGACCCCAUAUCUUUGUUCACAGCUUCAGAUCAACAGUUGUAGUCAACUGGCAGAAUAGACAGGCAGGAUGGUUCAACAUGUUCUGGUUGUCUGUUGCUUUAAUUCAGGAAAUGUCAAUCAAACAUGACCACUAAAAUAACGAUAUAACUUACGAAAGAUGAGAGAUGUCUGAUCUGCUCUGUUGGAAGAUUUGUCACCGUUGCAUUUCGCAGGGAGUCCGUUUUUACAGACAGGUGGGACUUUUUUUUUUUUAGGAGGAAGUACAGAUUGGCUGAUCAGAUAUCGUUUCCCAAAACCGAUCUUGUGAGGAUAUGAGACCUACUUUGAAAGGCGAACCCAAGCCAUUCGGGUGCACGUCAAAGUGCUUAUCCACCCUCGGGUUUUUGGUAACCGGCACGUUUCAACCGGAUGCUCGCGGAUUCGUCAGCGGCAUCUCACAUCCCUCGAUGAGGCAAUGUUGAGGAUCUAAUCAUCAGCAAACGUGUAAUAUACCAUUUCUAUCAUCGCACAACUGAUUGAAUGGGUUCCCAAAUACGAAUGGAGCAAUAGACGGCACCAAAAUCACCAUAAGAGCACCAUCCCAAAACGAGUUCAACAAGGCUAUGUAAUCAGAGAAGACCUAUACUCUUAAUGUGAAGGUGAUAGGCUAUGUGAACAGAGAAGACUUCUAUUUUUAAUGUGAAGGUGAUGAUAGGUAAGUGUAACGGAUGUGAAACUGAUAGCUAGUUAGCGGUGGGCUUAUUGGUGAGUAUUGACUACUAAUAUGAAGUAUAUUUGUCAUUGAUAAAGCAACUUGAAUUGUGCUAUUUGUCCUCUCUUUGUUGCUAUGUUUUUAUUGUUACUCAUCAAACCUCGACUGAGUGAGCCAAUCAAACCUUUUGUUUGUAUUCAAUAUCUGACACUACCACCUCUAUUCAAUAUCUGACACUGGCACCUCUAUUCAAUAUCUGACACUACCACCUCUAUUCAAUAUCUGACACUGUGCUACAGAAAUUAUAUGACAGUUCCAAACUCAAUCAGAAGCUUUUCUAAAUUGUAUUCAAGUAGUAUAAUUGCCAUUUGCAAGGACCUAUUAAAAGUAAUACAUUGGAAUUAUUAUUUGGAGCUCUCUCACAUAUAGUAGGUCUACAUAGCACACAGAGGUAGACAGUAUAACAGUCACAGGGAACAAAUAAAACAUUUAUAAAAUCCUCUAUGACGUCCUUUCUUUUCUUCGUGUUCAGCUCCAGGUUGUUUCCGCUGCACAUCGCGCUUCUUGUCUGUCUAUAGGCUGUCUCGUCGUUGCUAUUGACGACACUUAUGACGUUUUUAGUCUCACAAUGGAUUCUGAGGACCCCCCUUUUAUUAUAGUGCUGUGAUAAUACAAACAUACAGCCUCCUUAAUAUCUAAACAUAUUAUUUGAAUGACUGAAGACGGAGAGUUCUGCAUGAAAGAUGUAUUUUAUUAUUGUCAGUGACAUGGCACACAGCCAUUGGUUGAUGCAAUGUGGCGUGUCAAUUGUAGGCGGCCUCGUAGGAUUUCAGUGGGCUGGGCUGCAGCGGAGCUCAGCAUUUCUUCCGAAUCUCUCUCCUCCCUCAGCUAUACCGGUGUGUAAAGGGGUGAAGUUCACCAUGGGAGCCGAGACUAUCGCACGGUGGUAGUAGAGAGACGCGGAUGAAGUGUGUGUCAGUCAUGCUGGUGGCUGGCAGCGACGGCAGAGCAGAGCGUGACAUGCCAGUGUUUUUUCCUGAGGGGAUGUGUUUUCUUGGUCUUGGAUCCACGGAGUGAUGGCAGAAUGUUCCAUUUAUUCUAUGGAUCUUUCCUUCCCGUCUUAUUUCUGCCACCACGGCAUGAUCCAGAGCAGGGCGGUGUAACUGGGUGAUUCAACAUCACGGUUAUAGUGAUCGGAAGAGACACGGAGGAUUUUGCAACAAGUGCAAGUAGGAAAACCGUCAUUACACCUUUCCCCUUCAUAAUCAACGCAGUUCUCUCUGGCAGUGUUCAAGCCUCAGCAGCAGUCAAUCGGAGUGUUUCUGGCUGAAUUGUUGUUCUUCUGAUGAUGAUGGUUGGCAGCUCCCUUCUGGUUUCUUCGGACAGCUCAGUGUCAGUGAGUAGAGACACAGUGGUGGUUUUAUAGUGACUUGUAUUUCCAUUCACUUACAAAAGUGAGCCACAUUUCUCCAGUAGAUUAGUAGUAUGCUUCGACCGGGUAGGUCAACUUACUAUCUACUAUUUUCUAUCCAGUACAGCUUGGUUUUACAGUGACUGACUUGACUUAACAUUGAUCGGACAAUUCAGCCGUGGUUGGAUGUUCUCAUGUGAAAGACUCUCGUCCCGCGGAGCUGCAACCGAGAUAGUAGAGCUGCGCAUCGAUUUGACUGGUGUCGUAACGCAGCCGUGUUCCUGCCUCUGACUGCCAUCGUCCUCAUAGAGCCCAGCCUAACUUCUCCGUGCCCUCAACACUACAGCAUCUCCUCGGAGUGAAGCCGCUUUUUGAGCGUCAAACCAGCAGACUAAUCCAACUAACAUAACCAUGUCUCCGUGUCCUCUGUCCCCUUUUGUUAAAUAUCAUCUAACCUACACAAUAUCAUUAUAUAGUGUAACGACCCUGGGCUUAUAUCCGCGGAUAGCGACUCUCUGCUUGAAUAUGCUUUUGGGGCACAGUCGAUAGCGCGCUAGACUUCGGGCUAGAAGGUCGAGGGUUCGAGUCCUGCUCCCUGCCUGUUUCAUUACGUCUCAUUUUAGUAUCGUUAUAUUACUAUCGUUAUAUUUCUGUGGUACAGAAAUUAUAUGAUAGUUCCAAACUCAAUCCGAAGCUUUUCUAAAUUUGAUUAAAGUAGUUUAAUCCAUUUUAUUCAAGUAGUAUAAUUGCCAUUUUCAAGGACCUAUUAAAAGUAAUAUAUUGGAAUUAUUAUUUGGAGCUCUCUCACAUAUAGUAGGUCUACAUAGCACACAGAGGUAGACAGUAUAACAGUCACAGGGAACAAAUAAAACAUUUAUAAAAUCCUCUAUGACGUCCUUUCUUUUCGUUGUGUUCAGCUCCAGGUUGUUUCCGCUGCACAUCGCUGUUAGACACUGCGCUUCUUGUCUGUCUAUAGGCUGUCUCGUCGUUGUUAUUGACGACACUUGACGUUUUUAGUCUCACAAUGGAUUCUGAGGACCCCCCUUUUAUUAUAGUGCUGUGAUAAUACAAACAUACAGCCUCCUUAAUAUCUAAACAUAUUAUUUGAAUGACUGAAGACGGAGAGUUCUGCAUGAAAGAUGUAUUUUAUUAUUGUCAGUGACAUGGCACACAGCCAUUGGUUGAUGCAAUGUGGCGUGUCAAUUGUAGGCGGCCUAGUAGGAUUUCAGUGGGCUGGGCUGCAGCGGAGCUCAGCAUUUCUUCCGAAUCUCUCUCGCCCCUCAGCUAUAUGCAGGUGUGUAAAGGGGUGAAGUUCACAAUGGGAGCCGAGACUAUCGCACGGUGGCAGUAGAGAGACGCCGAUGAAGUGUGUGUCAGUCAUGCUGUUGGCUGGCGGCGACGGCAGAGCAGAGCGUGACAUGCCAGUGUUUUUGCGUGAGGGGAUGUGUUUUCUUGGUCUUGGAUCCACGGAGUGAUGGCAGAAUGUUCCAUUUAUUCUAUGGAUCUUUCCUUCCCGUCUUAUUUCUGCCACCAUGGCAUGAUCCAGAGCAGGGCGGUGUAACUGGGUGAUUCAACAUCACGGUUAUAGUGAUCGGAAGAGACACGGAGGAUUUUGCAACAAGUGCAAGUAGGAAAACAGUCAUUACACCUUUCCCCUUCAUAAUCAACGCAGUUCUCUCUGGCACUGUUCAAGCCUCAGCAGCAGUCAAUCGGAGUGUUUCUGGCUGAAUUGUUGUUCUUCUGAUGAUGAUGGUUGGCAGCUCCCUUCUGGUUUCUUCGGACAGCUCAGUGUCAGUGAGUAGAGACACAGUGGUGGUUUUAUAGUGACUUGUAUUUCCAUUCACUUACAAAAGUGAGCCACAUUUCUCCAGUAGAUUAGUAGUAUGCUUCGACCGGGUAGGUCAACUUACUAUCUACUAUUUUCUAUCCAGUACAGCUUGGUUUUACAGUGACUGACUUGACUUAACAUUGAUCGGACAAUUCAGCCGUGGUUGGAUGUUCUCAUGUGAAAGACUCUCGUCCCGCGGAGCUACAACCGAGAUAGUAGAGAUGCGCAUCGAUUUGACUGGUGUCGUAACGCAGCCGUGUCCCUGCCUCUGACUGCCAUCGUCCUCACAGAGCCCAGCCUAACUUCUCCGUGCCUGCAACACUACUGCUGUACCUCGGAGUGAAGCCGCUUUUUGAGCUUCAAACCAGCAGACUAAUCCAACUAACAUAACCAUGUCCCCGUGUCCUCUGUCCCCUUUUGUUAAAUAUCAUAAUAUCAUCGGUCGUAUACAAUAUAUCAUAUAGUGUAACGAGCCUGGGUUUAUAAGCGUGGAUAGCGACUCUCUGCUUGAGUAUUCCUUUGGGGCACAGUCGAUAGCGCGCUAGACUUCGGGCUAGAAGGUCGAGGGUUCGAGUCCUGCUCCCUGCCUGUUUCAUUACGUCUCAUUUUACUAUCGUUAUAUUUCUGUGCUACAGAAAUUAUCUGACAGUUCCAAACUCAAUCAGAAGCUUUUCUAAAUUUUAUUCAAGUAGAUUAAUCUAUUUUAUUCAAGUAGUAUAAUUGCCAUUUGCAAGGACCUAUUAAAAGUAAUAUAUUGGAAUUAUACUUUGGAGCUCUCUCACAUAUAGUAGGUCUACAUAGCACACAGAGGUAGACAGUAUAACAGUCACAGGGAACAAAUAAAACAUUUAUAAAAUCCUCUAUGACGUCCUUUCUUUUCUUCGUGUUCAGCUCCAGGUUGUUUCCGCUGCACAUCGCUGUUAGACACUGCGCUUCUUGUCUGUCUAUAGGCUGUCUCGUCGUUGUUAUUGACGACACUUAUGACGUUUUUAGUCUCACAAUGGAUUCUGAGGACUACUAAUCUACUGUAAAACCACCACAGCAUUUCUUCCGAAUCUCUCUCCUCCCUCAGCUAUACCGGUGUGUAAAGGGGUGAAGUUCACCAUGGGAGCCGAGACCAUCGCACAGUGGUAGUAGAGAGACGCCGAUGAAGUGUGUGUCAGUCAUGCUGGUGGCUGGCAGCGACGGCAGAGCAGAGCGUGACAUGCCAGUGGUUUUUCCUGAGGGGAUGUGUUUUCUUGGUCUUGGAUCCACGGAGUGAUGGCAGAAUGUUCCAUUUAUUCUAUGGAUCUUUCCUUCCCGUCUUAUUUCUGCCACCACGGCAUGAUCCAGAGCAGGGCGGUAUAACUGGGUGAUUCAACAUCACGGUUAUAGUGAUAGGAAGAGACAGAGGAUUUUGCAACAAGUGCAAGUAGGAAAACAGUCAUUACACCUUUCCCCUUCAUAAUCAACGCAGUUCUCUCUGGCAGUGUUCAAGCCUCAGCAGCAGUCAAUCGGAGUGUUUCUGUCUGAAUUGUUGUUCUUCUGAUGAUGAUGGUUGGCAGCUCCCUUCUGGUUUCUUCGGACAGCUCAGUGUCAGUGAGUAGAGACACAGUGGUGGUUUUAUAGUGACUUGUAUUUCCAUUCACUUACAAAAGUGAGCCACAUUUCUCCAGUAGAUUAGUAGUAUGCUUCGACCGGGUAGGUCAACUUACUGUCUACUAUUUUCUAUCCAGUACAGCUUGGUUUUACAGUGACUGACUUGACUUAACAUUGAUCGGACAAUUCAGCCGUGGUUGGAUGUUCUCAUGUGAAAGACUCUCGUCCCGCGGAGCUGCAACCGAGAUAGUAGAGCUGCGCAUCGAUUUGACUGGUGUCGUAACGCAGCCGUGUUCCUGCCUCUGACUGCUAUCGUCCUCACAGAGCCCAGCCUAACUUCUCCGUGCCGGCAACACUACAGCAGCUCCUCGGAGUGAAGCCGCUUUUUGAGCGUCAAACCAGCAGACUAAUCCAACUAACAUAACCAUGUCUCCGUGUCCUCUGUCCCCUUUUGUUAAAUAUCAUCUAACCUACACAAUAUCAUUAUAUAGUGUAACGACCCUGGGCUUAUAUCCGCGGAUAGCGACUCUCUGCUUGAAUAUGCUUUUGCGGCACAGUCGAUAGCGCGCUGGACUUCGGGCUAGAAGGUCGAGGGUUCGAGUCCUGCUCCCUGCCUGUUUCAUUACGUCUCAUUUUAGCUCUCUCACAUAUAGUAGGUCUACAUAGCACACAGAGGUAGACAGUAUAACAGUCACAGGGAACAAAUAAAACAUUUAUAAAAUCCUCUAUGACGUCCUUUCUUUUCUUCGUGUUCAGCUCCAGGUUGUUUCCGCUGCACAUCGCUGUUAGACACUGCGCUUCUUGUCUGUCUAUAGGCUGUCUCGUCGUUGCUAUUGACGACACUUGACGUUUUUAGUCUCACAAUGGAUUCUGAGGACCCCCCUUUUAUUAUAGUGCUGUGAUAAUACAAACAUACAGCCUCCUUAAUAUCUAAACAUAUUAUUUGAAUGACUGAAGACGGAGAGUUCUGCAUGAAAGAUGUAUUUUAUUAUUGUCAGUGACAUGGCACACAACCAUUGUAGGCGGCCUAGUAGGAUUUCAGUGGGCUGGGCUGCAGCGGAGCUCAGCAUUUCUUCCGAAUCUCUCUCCCCCCUCCGCUAUACCGGUGUGUAAAGGGGUGAAGUUCACCAUGGGAGCCGAGACUAUCGCACGGUGGCAGUAGAGAGACGCCGAUGAAGUGUGUAUCAGUCUUGCUGGUGGCUGGCAGCGACGACAGAGCAGAGCGUGACAUGCCAGUGUUUUUUCCUGAUGGGAUGUGUUUUCUUGGUCUUGGAUCCACGGAGUGAUGGCAGAAUGUUCCAUUUAUUCUAUGGAUCUUUCCUUCCCGUCUUAUUUCUGCCACCACGGCAUGAUCCAGAGCAGGGCGGUGUAACUGGGUGAUUCAACAUCACGGUUAUAGUGAUCGGAAGAGACACGGAGGAUUUUGCAACAAGUGCAAGUAGGAAAACCGUCAUUACACCUUUCCCCUUCAUAAUCAACGCAGUUCUCUCUGGCAGUGUUCAAGCCUCAGCAGCAGUCAAUCGGAGUGUUUCUGGCUGAAUUGUUGUUCUUCUGAUGAUGAUGGUUGGCAGCUCCCUUCUGGUUUCUUCGGACAGCUCAGUGUCAGUGAGUAGAGACACAGUGGUGGUUUUAUAGUGACUUGUAUUUCCAUUCACUUACAAAAGUGAGCCACAUUUCUCCAGUAGAUUAGUAGUAUGCUUCGACCGGGUAGGUCAACUUACUAUCUACUAUUUUCUAUCCAGUACAGCUUGGUUUUACAGUGACUGACUUGACUUAACAUUGAUCGGACAAUUCAGCCGUGGUUGGAUGUUCUCAUGUGAAAGACUCUCGUCCCGCGGAGCUGCAACCGAGAUAGUAGAGCUGCGCAUCGAUUUGACUGGUGUCGUAACGCAGCCGUGUUCCUUCCUCUGACUGCCAUCGUCCUCACAGAGCCCAGCCUAACUUCUCCGUGCCGGCAACACUACAGCAGCUCCUCGGAGUGAAGCAGCUUUUUGAGCUUCAAACCAGCAGACGAAUCCAACUAACAUAACCAUCACCCUGAUUCCUCUGUCCCCUUUUGUUAAAUAUCAUCGGUCGUACACAAUAUAUCAUAUAGUAUAAGGGGAGAAGUUCACUCUGGCACUGAGUUCCUGUAAUGGAGGCUCAGGACGGCUCUGCUUCACGUAGAGGAAGCCCCUGGAAAUUGAGUACACAUUUAAACUUGUUCUUGUUUUUUUUUACAGUGUUAUGUUUUCAUACUGUCAUACUCUGCCUCCCUAAAUGUCUAUUACCUCCAUGAACGAGUUGAUAUAAUAUUGAAAUGUGAAAUUAAAGACAUGACUAUA